Messenger RNA from Peronospora matthiolae, 378 nucleotides. The record is from the annotation of a GenBank genome assembly. NCBI's taxonomy places the organism in Eukaryota, Oomycota, Peronosporomycetes, Peronosporales, Peronosporaceae.
AUGAGCCCAAAGCACGGGGCACUCAGGGGUGACACGCGCGACGGCGCGUAUGCGGAAGCAGCCCCUGCCACUGGUCACGAAAGGGUCAGUGAGCAUGAAGAUUAUGAAGAGAAGAGCAAGCAAGGUGUUGUCCAUGCGGUGGACAAUGCUGUCACCAGGAGUGACGACGCGUCAGAACUCCUGGUGUUGAUGAGAGGAAUAACCGGACGUCUGGAUAGGCUUGAAGAGUCACAGACAAGGUUGAUAAAAGCUGAGGAAGGGCGUGGAAGACAUAGGGACGCGCCUAUGACUCCGCCUAGACAUUCAAGUUUGUUUGUUUCGGCUUUGGGAAGUGGAACAAGAGCAGAUGCACAUGGACAACUUGGAAGGGUCCAAUGA